UUCUUCUUCAACUCUUCUAUGCAUUCCCACUAAUUAUGAAAACCUAGCUACCCAAGUGACACAUAGCAACUUCUUGCAGUUACAUACCAAAGACAACCUUUUAUUUCUUCACAAACACAAUGCCUUCUUAAGACCUACCUGAGAUUUCCAUUUAUAUGUCAUGGCUUCCAAGUCUUUCACAAACCUAUCAACCACAUCCACUUUCUUUUUCUCCUUGAACAAAGAAUGAAUCUUUACUCUUUUUAACACGAAAAGCUAGCCUUUUUCCCUCUACUUAGUAUUGGCUUCCACUCAAAAAACAAAGACCCAGAAGAGCAGUAUUACACCAAAAAUCCAAGCCAAACCAUAAAAAUGGAAUCUUUUCACCCUGCUAUGAACUUACCCUUUUCCUAUACUUUCUCUACAACUCUCACUGCUAGUAGUAGUAGUGGUACCACUGCCACAUCCAUCACUAAUACCUGGAUGGACCCUAGGAUUUGGAGCAAACUCCCACAGAGACUUCUAGAUCGUGUGCUUGCUUUUCUUCCACCACCAGCCUUCUUUCGUGCUCGUUCUGUCUGUAAAAGAUGGUAUGCACUCUUGUUCGCUGACACUUUUCUUGAAUUAUAUCUCCAAGUAUCUCCAAGACACCAUUGGUUCCUAUUCUUCAAGCACAAAACCCUCAAGAGCUACAUUUAUAGGAACAAUACUAGUAGUGGAGAUCAAGGUGACAUUAAUGUUAGAGCACCACCAUGCGAAGGAUAUAUCUUUGAUCCUUAUGAUAUCACAUGGUACCGCCUUUCUUUUGCUUUGAUUCCCCCAGGGUUUUCACCAGCUUCUUCCUCUGGUGGCUUAGUUUGUUGUGUUUCAGACGAGGCUGGUCCAAAAAGCAUAAUCCUAUGUAACCCAAUUCUUGGUUCUCUAACUCAAUUGCCUCCAACACUUAGACCAAGGCUUUUCCCUUCUAUUGGACUAACUGUUAGUCCUACAUCCAUAGAUGUUACAGUUGCUGGUGAUGAUAUGAUUUCUCCUUUUGCAGUGAAGAAUUUAACAGCUGAGAACUUUCAUAUUGAUGGGGGUGGAUUUUAUUCAAUAUGGGGUACAAAUUCUUCACUGCCAAGGCUUUGUAGCCUUGAGUCGGGUAGAAUGGUUUAUGUAGGAGGAAAAUUUUACUGCAUGAACUUCAGCCCAUUUAGUGUUUUAGCUCAUGAUGUUGCAGCCAAUAUAUGGUGCAAGAUUCAAGCUCCAAUGAGAAGGUUUUUGAGGUCACCAAACCUGGUUGAGAGUAAAGGAAAACUACUCUUAGUUGCUGCAGUUGAGAAAAGCAAGCUAAAUGUACCGAAAAGCUUUAGGCUUUGGAGCUUGCAAUCAUGUGGGACUACAUGGAUUGAAGUUGAGAGAAUGCCACAACAACUCUAUGUUCAGUUUGCUGAAUUGGAAGGUGGAAAUGGGUUUGAUUGUGUUGGUAAUGGAGAGUUUAUUGUGAUUAUGAUUCGAGGGUCAGAUAAGGCAUUGUUGUUUGAUAUUUUUAGGAAGAUUUGGCAGUGGAUUCCUCCAUGUCCGUACUCUCAAGAUGGUGGUGUUGGUGGUAGCUAUGGACGAGAUAGUGAAUUGCAUGGUUUUGCUUAUGAGCCUAGACUGGCUACACCAGUCACUGGUCUUCUAGACCAGCUCACCCUUCCAUUUCAGCCUUUCAAUGGUUAGAAGGUCCACUUUCCUAAAAGAACAAAAAAUAGUUGGUAGGUCCAAAUUGGUGUGAUGUUAGACUUGGUGGUAGCAUAAGCUUUUAGGCUUGCAGUACUGUAAU
This is a messenger RNA of Quercus robur (English oak), 1786 nucleotides long. Its product is annotated as protein UNUSUAL FLORAL ORGANS. The coding region runs from base 352 to 1683 and encodes 443 amino acids. NCBI's taxonomy places the organism in Eukaryota, Viridiplantae, Streptophyta, Magnoliopsida, Fagales, Fagaceae. The record is from RefSeq and is a predicted model, not a curated record. Gene Ontology annotation, molecular function: protein binding. The transcript has a single exon.